Molecule: messenger RNA, 843 nt
Organism: Monodelphis domestica (gray short-tailed opossum)
Lineage: Eukaryota; Metazoa; Chordata; Mammalia; Didelphimorphia; Didelphidae
Source: RefSeq, a predicted model, not a curated record
AUGAAGCUGUUUGUGGCUGAUGGGCACCUCCUAGGCCACGAGGGCACCAUCCCUAAUGACGGGUCUAAGGUCGCAGCCUCCGCCAACUCUGUCUGCUCCAGUGAUGUGAGCCGCAGCAGCAACAUCUGCUUGCCCAGCUCAUGCCCGGGGGGCUCCUCCUGGCAGCUCGACGACUGCCCAGAGAGCUGCUGUGAGCCCUGUGGUGGCUGUGGCCCCUCCUGCUGCCCAGCCUCGUGCUGCCCUCCUGCCUCCUGCCUCACCCUUGUGUGCCGACCAGUCUGCUGUGUACCCACCUCCUGCCAGCCCUGCCCAGCUGUCUGUCCUUCCUGCUGCCAGUCCACUGGCUGUGGGGCUUCCUGCUGCCAAGCCUGUCCCUGUGCCCCCAUACAGUCCUGCUGCUGUGUGCCCAUGUGCUGCAAGCCCAGCUGCUGCAUCUCCCUGCCUGUGUGCUGCAAACCCAGCUGCUGUGUGACCUCUGUCUGCCCAGCUCCCUCCUGCUACCCAGUGUCCUCCUGCUGCCAGCCUCCCUGCUGCCAGCCUGCUUGCUCCAUGCCCCUGAGCUGUCGACCAGUGUGUAGUCCAGCCACCUGCUGUGUGCCUCUCUCCUGCAAACCCACCUGCUGCACCACCUCCUCCUCCUCCUGCUGCCAGCCUGUGGGUAGUCCAGCCUCCUGCUGUGUGCCUCUCUCCUGCAAACCCACCUGCUGCACCAACUCUUCCUCCUCCUGCUGCUGUGCCCCCUCCUGCUGCCACCCCACCUCCUCUGUGUCCCUCAUCUGCCGGCCCACCUGCUGCAGACCCUCCUGCUGCUCCACCUCCUGUGGCCAGAAAUCCUGCUGUUGA